CUUUCCAAACUCCAGAAACCAACCAGGGCAAGGAAAGCGGAACUGUACCGGGCUGGAGGACCCGUACCCGGUAGCCCAAACCCCGCUUCCCUUAUCCUGAAAACAACUCUCUCCUAAAACCCCCGAGCAGCCGACACACCAGCACACAGCACGAGCGAAGAGACGCGGCCAUGGCGGUGGCUCCGCCGCCCGCCUGCCCGCUCCUCCGGGUCGCCGCCGCUGCGCCCAUUUCCGCCGCCUUCACCUCCGUUUCCAACCCGCGGGCCCCCGGUUUCCUGCCUUCCCCGCGUUCCGCUUCCGUUCGCCGCCACCUCACCACGGCAUGGUCCCCAAAGGCCGCGGCCUCGGCGUCUGUCGAAAUCCAGGAUGAGUACGUGGAUGAGAUGGACGCGGUGAACAUUGCGCAGGACGUCACCCAGCUAAUUGGGAAAACACCAAUGGUGUAUCUCAAUAAUGUUGUUGACCGUUGUGUUGCUAAUAUCGCUGCAAAGCUCGAGUACAUGGGGCCUUGCCGAAGCGUCAAAGAUAGGAUUGGGUUAAGCAUGAUUAAUGAUGCUGAAGAGAAGGGAUUAAUUUCUCCAAAUAAGACCAUCUUGGUAGAACCAACCACUGGCAAUACUGGUAUAGCCAUUGCUUCUGUGGCUGCAGCUAGAGGAUACAAGCUGAUAGCUACUAUGUCUUCAUCAAUAGACGUCGAGAGACGCAUUCUUCUACGUGCAUUUGGAGCGGAGAUUGUGCUAUCUGAUCCUACCAAAGGACUAAAAGGAGCUUUUGAUAAAGCAAAGGAAAUAGUUUUGAGGACACCAAAUGCAUAUAUGUUUCAGCAGUUCAACAACGAGGCAAAUAGUGAGAUCCACUUUCAAACCACAGGCCCAGAAAUAUGGGAAGACACACUGGGUACUGUUGACAUACUUGUUGCAAGCAUAGGGACAGGUGGUACCAUUACUGGCACAGGGCGCUACUUGAAAAGGAUGAACAAGGAUAUUAAGGUCAUUGGGGUAGAGCCAGCUGAAAAUAGUGUGAUCUCUGAUGACAACCCAGGUUACAUUCCAAGUAUAUUAGAUGUUCAGUUGAUUGAUGAGGUUGUGAAGGUUAGCACCGCAGAAGCCGUCGAAUCUGCUAGGGAACUUGCACUAAAAGAGGGCUUGCUGGUUGGUAUUUCUUCAGGCGCAGCAGCAGUUGCUGCUAUUAAUGUUGCCAGAAGACCUGAAAAUGCUGGAAAGCUGAUUGCGGUCAUUUUCCCCAGCUUCGGAGAGAGAUAUAUCUCCAGCAUCCUAUUCGGCCCAAUAUAUGACUCAGUUCGAAGAAUGAGGAAGAAAUAGCCAGCCUUUUACAACUUAAAUAGAGUGACGCUUCCCUCCUCUAAACCUGACAGGCUUUCCACGGCGUGACAAACAUGAAAGAGUGAAGACCCUGAUAGAUUGCAACAAGCAGGGUACAAAGGUUUGAACCGGGAGAACGCCAAUCAUAGGGCCUUGAAGCUGCAUAGAGUUUCUGUCAAUUGAGCUGCUGGCCGCAGCUUGGUUCAGGACAGACUGCCUCACACGUUUAGAACCUGCCGCUACAAGCCUACAACCUUGUUGAAACAUGCAGAAUGGGGUGCUGCAGUUAGCUAGGACUGGGGACAAACCAGACUUGUAAUCUGAUAGACUGACACGCACUUGAGCUGAUCCUAGUAAGCAAUUGUCCGCACAUUCUUUUUCCUUCUGAAGUUUGAUUAUUUCAUUUCUUAUUGGGCCUCUGGAUUUCUAGUUUCUAGUUCUUGCGAAGCCCCAAGAUUGUCAUUUUUUGUUCUGCAAACGAUCAGAGCUCGAGUUUGCAAAGACUAGUGAGUUAUUCGCAGAGCUCAGGCUAAACGGAGCGUUCAUAGGCGGGCCCAGUAGCAGGGACCAACUCGGCCUCUCUCUUUUUGUGUGUUCCUGAUUCCUCUAGUCCGUCGGGGAAUCCUGAACUCACACGUCCAGGAGAGGGGAAGCGGUGGCGGCGCCUGUGCAACGGCGUAGCUCUUCUCUGUCCCGCCGCGCUCUCCUAGCCGCCUUGCCGUCGCAGUAUUUGCGCUCCAGCGCUCCCCACCCAGCCCAAGGGGGUGGAGGGCAUGUCGGCGUCGGAUCUUCCUGACGAGCUUUGGGCGCGCGUCCUGGAGCUGGGCGCCGCGUCGUCCGCGCUGGGGUUCCGCGACCUCUGCUGCCUCGCCAUCGCCUCCCGCCGCCUCGGACGCCUCUCGCUUCACCCCGCCCUCUGGUCGGCGCUCCUCUCUCGCGACUUUCCCUGGCAAUCCCAACCCUCCUCGUCCUCCACCUCCACCUCCCAGCAGCAGCAGCAGCUUCACCCCAAAUCCCUCUACAAAACCAAGUUCGAGAGGCACAAGGUGCGGAUCGCGGAGGCCAGGCGGCGGGCUGUGUGCGAGGCGGAGGCGCGGGUGCUUGCGUCAAAGAGGCGGCUGGCGGAGCUGGAGGAGUCGAUGCGGGCAGAGGGUGAGAGGAUGAAAGCCGCCGCGCAGGAGCUGGACAACCUUGAGAGGGUCAGGUCGGUUCGUUAGAUUUCGUGCCAUACAUUUUCUUACCCCAUUUUUUUUCCAUUCUAUCAUUUCUCUCCGGCUCACCACUACAAUUUUGGUGUGAUUAGAAAACACACAUCAAUCGUCGAACCUAGAUCAAUCAGAGGAGCUAAAGAGCAUCGAACCAAUAGAGUAUGAGGUGCUAAUUUGCUCACAGAUAACCAGCUAUUUAAGCAGAUCGGUAAUUUAGUUAUCAGUGCACAAGCAGAAAAUAUUGAUAGAGGUGCUUGUUUGCACAAGAGACAGGCCAAGGUUCUCUUGGACCACAUAAAUGGCUGGUUAUAUCAUGUCAUUAUUGAUUCUAUUUGUUCUAUACUUCUAUCCUUACAAUUUGGAAGCCUCCUGUUCUCCAUGUACCAUGUCUUGCAGCAGUGUUCAGCAGCUGCGUUUUGUUAAGCUGUAUGAUCUGUUCUGCAUGAGAUUGUUCACUUGGCUCACAUCUUCAACAAAGAAUAGCUGCCCUCCCAUUUGUGGUGCAUUACGUUAGAAUUCGGUUAUCUCAUAUGUUUGAUCCAUGGUCAAUUGUCCUAUCCACCAAACAGAAGAUUUUCUUGGAGUAUGGCAACACUAUUUAUCCUGUUACAGGGAAGCAUUCAAAUGAUGCACAAUAAAAAUCAUAGCUUGUAUUCAGCAUUCAGAUUGUUACUGGUGCACAUCAGCAAGAAAGCAAUUUGGUCCAAAUGGCACACUGGUUAGAAAAAGCAAGCUGUGUCUAAAAUUAGUGUAUAGAUUAUCUUCAGUCCAGCACAGUUUAAUUGGAAACUUAUGGUUACAACCCAAUCCUCUCCACCACCUCUUGAGUGUAUUGAGCCCCUUUCUUGUUUCUCGUUCCUUUUGAAGAUUGGCUAGAAGUUCUGCUAUUCUCUGGAGAUAGGAGGGGCCCACCUUAGCCAACCGGUAUUCAAUCUGAGGAUGAUAUCAUGCAACGGCAUCUCUAUCAUCUGGCCACACGAUGGAUCCUGUGUAGCACAUUGCUUCUUGCCUAAUGCUACAGUUCUGCCUUAUAUGAACAAAAGCAUUCCUGUAAACAUGUAAUCAGGACCAGAACAAUAUUAGUAAUAUUUUGCUUGUUAGAUGGUUUUUCCAUUCCACAGUUGAUGAUUAGCUCUUCUGUCAUCAGCGCACCAUCUGGUCUAUGUUCAGGCAUCCGUGGCUUGGAGUGCUGGGACAGAUUUGUAACUGGCUUCUGGUUUCCAUUACUUCAUGGAUGUGUAUUUCUUUACCAUCAGUAUAUUCUGAUUGGACAAUUUCUUGCUGUCUGAUAUGUUUACAGGAGAGCUUCUGUGGCAUUAAAUGUAUGGCAACCACAAGUUGUUCGUGGUCGCCAGAAGCAGUUGGUUCAGCAAUGCACGGUUUCUGUCAAUUCUCGUGUUAGUGAUCUUAACAUGGAGCUGAAAGUUUGUAAGCAACAAAUAGCAACUUAUAAGAACAGUUAUAACAAGGAGAAGCACAAGCUGAAUGAGUAUGAGGAAGCAUUGAAAAGAGCAAAAUAUCAUCCGCUGCAGGAUAGCCAUACAAGCGGAGUUAUCAAUGAGCCACGUGCAAAGAGGAAGAAACUGAAGUAAACCUACUGUUUGCCUUCAAGUCCUCCAUUGUCUCAAGAUAGCAACACCUGCACGACACCAAGGGGCAAGGGCUAAUGCAUUGUGCAUCCAUCCAGGGGGAAGGUGCUGAUUUCUCGCAGAUUGGACAGCACAUCAAGGCUUCUACUUCAUGCGCUCAGUUUCCUGCCCAUGUGCAAUCGUGGAUGCUGUAGGCUAUGGCCGUGGCUUUCUUCCUUGCCGCUUUGCCUGGCACGAAGAUGCUACAUGACAGGAAGCACCUCUGGUGUUUCCAUAUCGCUGAAAGAAUCUCGUUCGCGCAUGUUGCUCACCGUCCGCCGGCUAGAUGAUUCUGUGGCAGAAAGGGGCCGACUAUUCUAUCCCAGAAUAGUCUGCCGUUGAUGCUUAUCCCUUCACAAAGCUGUGGGCUGAAGCUUUGCCAGAUUUGACUUUGAAAACUGUAACCUGUACGCAAGUAAUGCAUCUUGUAUGUUAUAUACCAUUCGUACACAUUUUUUCUAUUUUCCAUUCCAUGAAAAUCCAAAAGAAACCUAUCAGUAUCGCUUUAUAUGCUCUCGGGCGUAUUAGAAAAGUGACCGAAUUAUUUGUUCG
This is a messenger RNA of Panicum virgatum (switchgrass), 4710 nucleotides long. RefSeq names its product cysteine synthase-like. Bases 171 to 1322 code for a protein of 383 amino acids. Gene Ontology annotation, cellular component: cytoplasm. The transcript is spliced from 13 exons. Gene Ontology annotation, molecular function: cysteine synthase activity. Lineage: Eukaryota; Viridiplantae; Streptophyta; Magnoliopsida; Poales; Poaceae. The record is from RefSeq and is a predicted model, not a curated record.